This is a messenger RNA of Funneliformis geosporum, 395 nucleotides long. NCBI's taxonomy places the organism in Eukaryota, Fungi, Glomeromycota, Glomeromycetes, Glomerales, Glomeraceae. The record is from the annotation of a GenBank genome assembly.
AUGAACGAUUUUUAUGAAAAUGAUUUACUUGAACUAUUUGACGCUGAUAUAAAAUCUGAUAAACCUGAUGACAGUCUAUUAAAGAAAAUAUAUACUAAACAAACAUUUACAUCUUUUGAAUCCAGAAAAACAUAUAAAUGUCAUUAUGGAGAUAAAUAUAUAUCCAAGAAAAGGGUAGAUCCUACAUUUAACCAUAACAAGGAAUCAGCUCAAAUAGAAUGUGGAUUCCUGAUAAAUACAUUAUAUUGUAAACUUUCAAAUUUAGUAUUUAUUAAUAAAUUUGUUAGUGAUCAUAAUUAUGCAUUACAAGAUAUGACUUUAUUUCAAGAGUUUUCACCAGUAAUACAAAAGAUUCCAGAUAAUAUUAUGGAGGAAAUUCAAUUUUAUGUUAAAGA